CUAGAAAAGGAUAUAAAAUAAUAUGAUGUCAAAAAUAAUCUAGCUGUUGAAUUAUACUUUGCGUUGAGAAUGGAACAAUAGCUUUAUCGUAGCGAGAAUUUUCUCGAAUUUGAAGUGUCAUUUCUAGAUUUCGUGCUGUGUAAUUUACAGUGGAGAAUCGAACAGAAAGAAGCUCGUGCAGUGAAUAAGUGAUCAUCAUUCAUAAGUGCUUAAUAAAUUAUAAAUAAAUUAUAUUAAAUUAAUUAUGGAACAGGUGAAUCAGUUGAAGGAAAAGGGAAACGCUGCUUUAGCGUCAGGGAAUUAUGAUGAAGCGAUUCAAUGCUACACGACCGCGAUUAACUUGGACCCAAAUAACCACGUUUUGUUUAGUAAUCGGUCAGCUGCGUACGCCAAGUCCGGUAAUUAUACGGCAGCUUUAAAAGACGCCGAGCAGACAGUAGCUAUAAACCCCACGUGGAGUAAGGGUUACUCGCGGAUGGGCAGCGCCCUGGCGUUCCUGGGAAGACGGGAAGAAGCUAUCGCAGCCUACGAGAAAGGUCUAGAAUUAGAGCCUAGUAACCACCAGCUUGCCGAAAGCUUGAAGGAGGUGAAACAGCAGCCCGUUGAUAGGUUUAUGUCAGAGGCAGAGGCUUUGAAGAAGCUGGAAGAAAAUCCACAGACAAAGGAGUGGCUCAAAGAUCCUGAAUAUGUGAAAAUGGCAUUGAAAAUUGCUCAGAACCCAUUUGAUGGCUAUAACUUAAAAACAAGUGACAAGCGUGUGUUCCCAACAACAUCUGUGUUACUGGGUCUAGGCCUCAACUUCUCUCCUAUGGAUGUAGACCCGCCGGCGGAUGAGAAACCCGAAGCGCCACAACCAAAGAAGGCAGAAGAACCCCCCAAACCGAAGUACCAGGAUGUCCCAGAAAACCGCAGAUUGGCUUUAAUAGAGAAAGAUCACGGGAAUGAAUGUUAUAAGAAGCGGGACUUCGAUAAUGCCAUCUUACACUAUCAGAAAGCCGUAGAGCAUGAUUCCACAGACAUCACAUUCUACACCAACAUGGCGGCCGUGUACUUCGAACAGAAAGAUUAUGAGAAAUGCAUCAAGGAGUGUGAAAAGGCCAUAGAUAUUGGCAGGGAGAAUAGAGCAGAUUUCAAGUUAAUAGCUAAAGCUUUUACUAGAAUUGGUAAUGCAUACAAAAAGAUGGAGCAAUGGAAACUAGCUAAAACAUACUAUGAGAAAUCAAUGUCUGAGCACCGCACGCCAGAGAUCAAGUCUCUGCUGAGCGAAGUGGAGCGUCGAAUAGUAGAGGAGGAACGAAAGGCGUUCAUAGAUCCAGUGAAGGCUGAACAGGAGAAGGAGCUUGGCAAUGACUUCUUCAAAAAAGGUGACUACAGCACCGCAGUGAAACACUACACGACGGCCAUCCGACGCAACCCGGACGACCCCAAGCUAUACUCGAACCGCGCCGCAUGCUACACUAAGUUGGCCGCGUUCGACCUCGGCCUCAAGGAUUGCGAGCAGUGCUGCAAGUUGGAUCCCAAGUUCAUCAAGGGAUGGAUACGGAAGGGAAAAAUUUUGCAGGGCAUGCAGCAGCCGUCUAAAGCUCUCACGGCAUACCAGAAGGCGCUGGAGCUAGAUCCCAGCAACGCAGAAGCCUUGGAGGGUUACCGCGCCUGCUCCACACAGCUUAACUCCAACCCUGAAGAGGUCCGCAAACGCGCUAUGGCUGACCCUGAGGUGCAAUCGAUUCUCCGCGACCCCGCCAUGCGCUGCAUCCUCGAACAAAUGCAACAAGACCCGCACGCGCUGCAGGAUCACCUUAAGAACCCCGACAUAGCAGCCAAGAUUCAAAAACUCUUGGAGUCCGGUCUCAUCGCCAUACAUUAGCUUACCAAUGCUUCUAGCGUAGGUUCACCUCCAAACGUAUUGCGUUCGAUCGGAUAAAUUACCAUUAUAGUAGCAGUUUUGUGUACUGGUAACACUGUAAACGGUGGGAGAAUUUAAAAUUUUAAUAUUAAUGAACUGCCGAUCUGAGGGUAUAAAAUUCGGUCGUCACGGCCGCCACCAUGAUAUGGAGACGUUCUUAAUUUGUUUCACAAUACGCCUACUAAAUAUUUUUUUUUUCAUAUUAUAUUGAGUAUUACAAUAAUACUGUUUUACUGUGAUUUUAUUCGGGUGUUCAAAGGUGUUGCUUGUAGGCUUUUUGAACCAUUCCAACGUGUGCUUUCUCGGUAACAUGAAUUGCUAGAAACAUUUAUGCCCCUUAUACAAAUGGAUCUUGCUAUUUGCAAUUGGAUAUUUUGGAUACGCCUAAAUGAUGGAAUUAAAUAAUUAGCAUUUUUUGUAAUUAAUUCAUUAAAGAAAUAUGUGUAGGCAA
This is a messenger RNA of Manduca sexta (tobacco hornworm), 2357 nucleotides long. RefSeq names its product stress-induced-phosphoprotein 1 (gene Stip1). The transcript has 7 exons. Gene Ontology annotation, molecular function: Hsp90 protein binding. The record is from RefSeq and is a predicted model, not a curated record. NCBI's taxonomy places the organism in Eukaryota, Metazoa, Arthropoda, Insecta, Lepidoptera, Sphingidae. Bases 245 to 1867 code for a protein of 540 amino acids.